Molecule: messenger RNA, 6957 nt
Organism: Nylanderia fulva
Lineage: Eukaryota; Metazoa; Arthropoda; Insecta; Hymenoptera; Formicidae
Source: RefSeq, a predicted model, not a curated record
GUCAAUCGCAGUCAAAAUUCACCCUUGGCUCGUGCCGCUGGCUGCCGUUGGGAGCAACACCGGAGUGCGCCGAAGAGAGAGAUAUUAGUUUCCUGGUGCGCGUCAUCCGCGCUCCUCCAUCGCUUCUUAUUAUUCGCUCGCUCGUCCAGAUCGCCGUCAUCCUCAGGGAUUCACCGAAUUUUUACCCAUCGCUUCCGGGUCGUGAUUUCUCUCUCUCUCUAUAUAUAUAUCUAUCUAUCUAUCUAUCUUUCUCUCUCUCGCUCUUUCUCAUCUUAUACGUGUUCUCGAGCUUCCUCGGCGACUGCCAGCAGCGGAUAUCAUCUUUUGCGCGCGUACCAUGCAGCUCGUCGCAGUUUUUUAGCAUUGGCCCACCGAGGACGGAGAACGAGCAUCGAAUACAACGCGAGAACAGUACGUUUCGCCGCAUGGGUGCCUGGGUUGACGAUCGUUUCGCGGAGGAGGAGGUGGUCCCAAGUAAUCAAAGUAGCACUUGGACUUGGAGAAUCCGGAGCCGCGAUUGCAAUGGUGGUGGACCGCUGCAUGGUCGAUCGGGUGCCGACUAUCAAUCCUGCUUGUCGUCAGCAUCCUUGUUGCCGUUGCGCCGUCAGUUCACCAGGCAGCUCUAUGAGUGGCCUUGUUUACCGUUGUUUAAGUCAAGGACGAAACUAGAUCUUUAUUAAAUCGAUCAUUCCGUUUGAGAACAAGAGCCGCUACCCGGAGGAGCGUCGUUUGUUUGCAAAUACAGAUAUAGUUCCUUUUUUUUGCCUCCGUUCUGUUCUCGUAUGCGAUUGUUUGCGUGUGUGUGUUUGCGUGCACGUUUGUCUAUUGGGAUUGGUGUCGCGAAGAGGAAGAUUAGAUCGCCCGGAAGUCUGGAUACUUUCGAGGGUGAAUUCCGAAAGUGCAUAUACCAUCCACAUUCGUCGUCUCUUCAAUAUGGCCGAGUGGACCAAGUUCAACGAUCGAAAUAAGCUAAGUCGACCCGACGAACGAGCAAAUAAGGACGAUAUUAUCUUAAAGCAGUCGUACGCGGAAAAAAAUGAGCAAAUUAUCAAGCAAGAUUCACGCGUGACGAAUGAGCGAAACGAUUGCGAUCACGAGGAGACGAUCGCGGACUCGAGUGUGACACAGGAAUUGGAACACGUCAAUAGCUUUCGGAAUAAUUCGGAAUUCCUGGAAGGCUCGCUAAAGCAAGAUGAAGAAGAGAGAUUCGUGGAAGACAAUCAUGAACGAAUAGGGGACUCGGGCACGAAGAUACGUCGGGAGGCUCGUCAGGAGUUGAAGGAAGCCUUGCAAAAUUCGCAAAACUCACCGAAAAGACCCAACAGUCUUUACAAAGAGGACGUAUUGAGUUUGAGUCCACAGAAACUGAAAAGCGUUUACAAUGAGAGAAAUACGAUUUUUGGUUCGCCUACCAGGAAUCACUUGUCGUCCAAGGGUCGCUUGUCGACCGAGAACAGUAUCGAGAAACUUGCGAACGGGAAGUUUCCUAAGGACGAUAAACAGCAGCAUCACGUGCAGUUCAACAAAGAGUCCAAGAAGCAACAGAACACACGUAACACAUCGGAAGAAAGACCGCAGCAGAGUCCGUCGAUCUCCACGUCAACCACGAGCACCUUCGAAGAUAACUCGAGCUUGGCGCAGUUUUGCGAAGCCAGACCACCUGACGGAGGCUGGGGCUGGGUCGUUGUUGCGGCUUCCUUCAUGGUGAACCUGAUCGCGGACGGCAUCACCUUCUCCUUCGGCGUAAUAUACGUCGAAUUUCUCAAUUAUUUCGGCGGAGGAAAGUCCCGGGCAGCCUGGAUCGGCAGUCUCUUCAUGGCGAUGCCGCUAUUGUCGGGGCCGGUAGCGAGUUUUUUGACCGAUCGAUACGGUUGUAGAAAGGUAACCGUAGCGGGUAGUAUACUCGCGACGGCUGGUUUCGUUGUAAGUUCCUAUGCGAAGUCUAUGGCGUUGCUCAUCUUUACCUUCGGCAUCGUAGCGGGUUUUGGUUUGUCCUUGUGCUUCGUCGCGGCGGUAGUAAUCGUAGCGUACUACUUUGACAAGAAGAGAUCCUUCGCCACUGGUUUGUCGGUAUGCGGCAGCGGAAUUGGAACUUUUAUCUUCGCCCCCGUCACGCAGUAUCUCUUGGCGGAGUAUGGCUGGAGGGGAACCACGUUGAUCCUGGCAGGAUUGUUUUCGAAUCUCGCUGUAUGCGGAUGUCUUAUGCGGGAUCUCGAGUGGACUACCACUAGAGCAAAAGCGAAAACUGAAGAGAGGAAGAAGAAUCGGGAAAAAAAGAGAUCCAAGGUGCAGAGUUCCAACGCAGAUUCCUUUUCAGCUACCAGUUCCGCGAACACGACCACGCAGACGCCGCACGGCGAAUCUAAAAGAGGUUUUGCUUCCGCCAACGCGAUGAUCAUUGAGAAUCUUCGGCUUCAGGACGGCGAAGAGGAGGGCGGCGAGAAGCUCUUCUCUAGCUUGGUGAGUCUGCCCACUUUCGUUAAAAACAGGGAGAAGGUACCGCUGGAGGUGUUGGAACUACUUAGCGCGAACAAGGCCGUAUACAAUGUCCUUCUGCAAAACUACCCGAGCCUUUUGAUAUCGUCGAAGAGUUUCAGCGAUUCAGGAGCAUUGCACGAUCAACUGAGUACACCCUCGGCCCGAUUUAUACAUACGCCAAGCCCACUAGCCGAGUUAAAAACCGACAGCGAAAAGGACAAGGAUACGCGCGAUGAACGAACACUUCGCGAACAACCACGACAAUCGGUGGAACCGGCGUACUUAUGGUGGCUGAAGAAAAUCGAUUCGGAGACUCCGACGUUGAGACGUUCCAGUACGCUGACGGAACAACCUAGAAGAUUGCCCACCGCGUAUCUAAAUGACAUCAGGAUGCAUAGGCAUAGUCUGACUUACAGAGGCGCCAUGUUGAACAUCAAUCGGUACCGUCUGAGGGCUUCGAGCUGCCCGGACAUUUAUAGAAACUCGAUGACCACCAUUGCCAAGACGAAGCUCGUCUGGUACGCCGGACUCUGGGAAUUCUGGGACUUGAUCGUCGACAUGCUCGACUUUUCGUACUUCGCCGAUAUGAGGUUUCUGCUGUUCGCUGUCAGCAAUUUUCUCUUGCACACCUGGUACGACGUGCCUUAUGUCUAUCUGACGGACAACGCGAUCGAGGUUGGAUUCAGCGAGACGGACGCGUCUAUUCUGAUCUCGGUGAUCGGGAUCGCUAACAUGGGCGGCGAGAUUUUUCUUGGUUGGGCCGGUGAUAGAGCGUGGGUGAACGCGUCCAUCGUCUACGCGGUGUGUAUGGCUCUCUGCGGCGCCGUUACCGCUCUGAUACCAGUAGUUAUCAGCGAUUACUAUACCUUAUGUGCAAUCUCUGGUGCCUUUGGAUUAUUCAUCGCAGCGAAUUACAGUCUCACCAGCAUCAUCCUUGUCGAGCUGAUCACUUUGGAAAGGUUCACGAACGCUUACGGUCUUCUGUUACUGGUCCAAGGAGUAGCCAAUCUUAUAGGUCCUCCGUUAGCUGGAUAUCUGUACGAUAUUACAGGCUCAUACGACCUUUCUUUCUAUCUGGCGGGGUUGUUCAUCGCGUUGAGCGGCCUGUUGUUAUUAGUGAUGCCUUUGAUCAGUUUGUAUAGAAAAUGCCGAGGAAAAGAAUCCAAGGAAAGGACUGUCGACAAGGAUUUUAAUGAGAUAGAUAAUGUGUAAAUAUGCCGAUACUUAUCGAAAGAACACAUAAGCCAGAGAGCAACCACUGUCUACGGUUGUUAUUUGCGCGGCCAAAGUCGCGAAUGGAAUUGUAAAAUGCGUGCAAACUCUUGCUGAAAAUUGUCACAGGUACUCCUUAAUUCCGUUGCAGUGUCAGAGUCCGUAACAUACUGCAUAUAUGAGUCGCUCGAGCCGGCUGUGGUGUAUUACAUAGUUAUUAAGUUUCGUGUCGAAAUGACUGCAAGGUCAUCGACAACCAAUGCGACAACUAAUGCGAGCGACUCGAAGAGUAUUAUGUAAACUGAUGAAUCACACACGUGGCAAAUCGUAAUUAUCAGCAGAUUCCGAUUCUGCAUGACUAUAUAUCGGCGGAUGCUGAUGCUUCGCUAAACUUUCGCGAAGGUCGCCAGGUCACUUCUAAUCUCUCUUAGACAUUGCGUAAAGGAAAUUUUUUCGAGAGUGAGUAUAGUUUUAAUAUUUUCAAUAGAGCGUAGUAGAGUGGAUAUUACGCGAGAAUAUAGAGUAAAUACAUUGUACAAAUUAGGGGAAUGCGCGCCUGCUCGCGAUAAUAUAUAAAAAUCGAAGGGCCUGUGGAUGAAGGAGAGAACAGUUUUUCGUUAAGCUAUUUAUCGCGUUUAUCCUGUCGAUAAAUAAUUUUCGUCGAAACAGAUAUAUGUAUAUAUAUAUAUAUAUAUAUAUAUAUAUAUAUGUAUAUCUACAUUCUUGGCGUUGCUGCAACAACCAAGUAUAUAUAUAUAAUUUCGAAUCUCAGGAUACUACCCAACCAAUAUAAUAUAUUGAUGCGAUACACAUAUACAUAGGUUCGAAGUCGGCACAUCUGGUGUCCGCUCCUCUCUCGUUUGCAUGUACAGAAAAAAACAUGCUUGUAGUCGCUAAAAUCCUUCGUCAAGUGCGUUGUGUAUUCUGAAGCUAGAUUGUAACAACUGACAAGUUAUCCUUCCCUCCACCUUCCCCAUUUCACCCCGUCCGCCCUCGGAUAACGCGAAAGGUAUUGUAAAUUAAUCAAUUGCACCAGAUACCCUCGACCUUUGUAAUCAUCAACGUAUAACGUGCAUCCCUCGCGUAGGAGCCUUGCGAGUCACCCGUGCAUUUAAAUUAUUAAUUCACUUAAAUUAACUGUUUAAUUAAUUUUACAACAUUACACACAUGUAAAUUCGUACAUUGUUCAUUUGACUCGUUAGUCAAGUGGAAAUGUCAAUGCGUGCGCUUAAGUUUUGUGAAGCAAUCGCGAAAUAAUACAUUAUUCUUAUAAAUCAUGAGUUUAACGCGAAAGAAAAAUUUUGUUCAAGUUGAUUCCUAUUAUUUUUUUUACUCUUGACUGGAAGCGGGACAACAACCUCGAUUAAAUUAAACUUUUGGAAAUACGCAUAUUUUUUUUUUAAUUUUAUGAUAAGCGAGGACGAAAAAAAGAAAUUACAUACGAAAGAUAAUGCCGAAAGAUUGAAGAAAGAAUCAAGCGCUUUGAUAGCAGAUUUUCUCAUUUAGAGUGCGAUGCACGAAUUUCUUUUUGAAAUAACAUGUGUCUAUAAAAUAGGCAUGCGUGUAUAGCUUUUCUGUGAUCAUAAACUUGCCUCUUUAUCAAUUUUGCGAGCUACAAAUAGACUACUACCUCCGUUACCAUAGUGUAUGCGUACGUACAUGCGUGCGUGUGUGCGUGCAUGUGUUCGUUCUUUUUUUUUGUUUUUAUAAAUUAUAAAAUGUAAUCUAUAUUUGCACUUAUAUAGAUUACAUGAGCGUUUUUUUUCUUUUUUUUUACUAAAAAAAGAGGAAACGAAUAAUAGUCACUCAGUCAUUGUAGCAAUUUUCGAUUGUACAUAUAAUAAGACGAACGAAGAGAGAAUAGUUGUAUAAAAUUAACGCGAACAACAUAAUGGAUUUAUUGGUGAGGAGGAGUUUUUAUUGCUCUCUGUGUAUGUGGGAAAGUUGUAAGCGAAAUGUACAUUACUUGACGAAAAAUUGAAAUCGUGCCGUGCAUUCCGAUGGAAAUUAAACGUCAAACGAAAUAGAAGUUUUUUAAAACUAGUCAAAAUCGCACUACAAUAUUUUAGGUACUGUCGAUUUCACACAAAAAAAUUUUAUAUUCCAAAGAUUUCUCUUAUAUAGUUGUAGGGUUACAUCGUACGUAUAACAUUAUAAUAUACGAGGCCUUUACACUAAAAUAAAAUACGAAAAAAAUAUUUAUUGCUUUCAGAUAUUGUAAGAAAAUUAAAUCGAACUAGAAAAACGGCAGAGGUGACAUCGUCGUGAAACGAGAGUCUCGGAUAUUUUUUAUUAGCGCCGUUGUAUAAAAUCUGGUACUCGAAAGUAAAAUUGCAAUUGCAACACCCGAGAUUGAAAUUUUGAAUUUCGAUCGAAGCGUAUUUUUUCGAUUAUAUAGAGAUAUGAUCGCGAUCGGUGUCUUAUAUAAUUGUGUCCGGUACCAAAAGUGUCCAAAUUAUUGUGAGUGUAAUAAUUUUUCUCGCAGCAUAUUUAUGCUCGCACAUCAUACAUCACACGCGUACGCAGCCUUAUAUGGCAUCUACGAAACGUAUAAAGCAAUAUUUUAAUAUAUAAAAAAAAGGAAAAAAAUUGUGUAUUUCAUAUAUUUACGAUAUCAGGUCGCCGGCUGACGACUUUCAAACGGUAGUAUUAAGCGAUUAUAUAUAGUUAUUAAGAGGAGAAGAAUGAAAACGCAAAUAAUCUGUAAAAGAACGAACGAGGACCUUUGAAUAGAAUUGUCAAAAAUCGAGUACGACCCGGAGAACGAUUCCUUCCAGUAAAAAGAAGAUAGAAGAAAAAAAAGAGACGAAAGAAAUUAUAGCGCGAGAGCGACGAUUUUUAGCUGACGAUAUAAUCAGCAUUCCACUUAUAUUAUGUAAGAUUGCCGAGUUCUUUUAUUAGAAUAUUCCGGCAUUCUACGAAUUUCCGAAGAAAAUACUUAUCGAUUAUCAAUUAUAUUUCCGACGAUUUUAAUCGCGUUAAUUAGAUCGUUACGAUAUCGAUCUAGUGUGUCUCUAUUACAUCAGAUUAUCUUAUAUAUUGGCGCAAACCAUUUUACGGAUUUCAACGUUCUUGUUGACUCUUAAAUAUUAAAAGGAACGAGUCUACGAUUAGUCUUAUACAUGUAAUACGUAUAAAUUCUUAGCCAGUGCCGAUUCCUAGAACGAUAUGCGAUGCGAUCGGUUCAGUUUCACGUAAAUCCUCUCUCAUGUAUUGGAAAAUAUCCGAAGAUGAUCCGAAAUAAAUAUCGUAGUGGUUUCUCGACAA